AUGUCAAGCUCGUCCGCUACCCAAACUACCACGAGUGUGGAUACAUUUUCCUCAUCUUCAUUGUCAUCUGCUGUUGUCACCUCUCCCCCCACAAACGUUACCUCGAACUCCCAGACAGCUGCAGAUAAAACCACGACCACGACCACCCCUUCGUCUGUAUUCGAUACAGAAUCCACUCUCUCAACUUUACCCCUUCCCUCUUCAAUAUCAACCACUAAUGAUGACGGUUCUACUUCCUCGGCUUCUUCUACAGACACGACUGCUGCAUCCAUUACAACCUCUGUAACUUCCGAUACUUCUCCACAAGCCCCUCCUACUCUCACGUCCGUUGACACCACUUCAGUGGAUACCUUCACAACUACGUCCAUCACUUCUCAGUCAAUAGCCACGGAUCCUACGUCAGUCGAAUCGCAAACCACGGGUGGUGCAACACCAGCCACCACUGACACUAGUCUUAUAUCAGGUGAAUCGCAGACUACCACAGGUGUUGCGGGAACGGAACCUACUACUGCUGCCACCAGUCCCACAACCGUGGUUGACACCACCUCAGAAACGUUUACCACUGUCACGAGUACAGGUGACACAACCACGACUGUAACCGAUACCAUCUCCGAAACAUCUACUACUGUAUCUGAGCAAGCAACCACCACGAGUACCGAUGGCACUACCACCGAUACCGAUACACGUUCAAAUACUGGGGCGAAAAGCGAGUCCCAAUCCAUCUCCACGAUACAUACCGUCACUGAGACAGAAUCAGGCUCUGUCUUUGACACGCAGAUAGUACCGGAAACUAGCACUCACGCUACCUCAGCUAUGCCUCUCCAAAUGGUUUCUUCGACCCGUAUCGCAGUUGGCUUUACGUUGAAGGGCAUAUCUACCACUCCUCCAAGUGUUACUGAGACUCUGUCGACGUCGACCGAAACAUUGACUAAUGUUAAUACCUCCGAUCUGGGCAUCCUCACUCAAAAUACCGUGCAUGUAGCAGAAGCACUCACUCUUUCUUCCGUCGAAUUCAAGACGUUUGUCACCACGGAGUUUGCAACCUCCACACUCUCCGAUGGGAAAAUAACCAUCGUUCCCACUUUAACAAAAACUAUGACUGGAACCGUAAAGCCUACCUACACCCUUCAGCCGGACGAGUUUGAGCGAAAAAAAGGACCUGUUAUCGGCGGCAUUGUCGCUGCCUGUCUUCUAGCGGUUAUGGGAGCCUCCAUCGGCAUCUGGCUUUGUAGAAGGAGACGAGGACGCGUAAAUGCGGGAAGACGAGCCGAUUCGAUUGGGUUUUGGGACGCUACUAGCGGCCGUGUACUUAUUCCGGGCCAUCCCUCCCUUACUGGUGACCGCUCACCCAACAGUCAAGAGUGGAGGCCCCCUCUGAUCGAGGAAGUUGGCGAUGACGAGGGAGAGCUCAACGCGAGGGCAAGGGGGAACAUCAUGUCAGAGAGAACCAGUGGUACUGGGAGCAUUUUACCUGUGUCAUACCAGGAUCGGCGGCCUACCACACCUCCCUUGGACUCAGUUGAAGUCCAUUCUUUGAUGAGUACAGGACAAGACGAUGACGGUACCUUAGAAUUCGAUCCAAGUCUCCUCUCCUCCGACGGCGGAACUCACCCACCAAAUGUCAACAACUGUUCCUCGGAUUUGUCGUUGAAAGGUGGCGUUCGGACUGCCUCUUUAAUAUCACUAUCAUCGGAACCAACACCGACGGCCAGCCGCUUAUCCCAUUCAAGUUCGAGGUCAGAACAGUCAAGAGGGACCAUCAGGUCCGUUAAUUCGCCGUUUGCAGACAGCAAUCAAGAAGCCGUCCGUAACUCGUAUUGGGGCACCACCAUGCGACCGGCGACGCCACAAUCGUCGUUGUCACCAGGUGAUACUACCGCUCCGAAGAGAAGUGAAACAGUCGGUUUACGUAUGAGCAGGAACGCGCAGAGCUCCAUCACGAGUUCUGAACGAGUGUGGAAAGAAAUCGAGAUUGAGGAUGAAACAACGAGAACUCCAGGACCCGUGGCCGUGCUUGCUAUUAACCCAUUCGAAACAAGGACAGCGCCAUCUCUCAUGUCCCAAGUAUCCCUCCUAAAUCCACCAACUCGACCUCGAUUCCGCACGACACUUACUGAAUUGAUUUACCAGUCUCGGCCUCCGACUCUUCCGAGUCCUACGAUACCUGCGGGUGCUUCACCAGCAUUGACUGAUGAUGACUCUUUCCAUCCUGAAGGGUUACUUGCUGAUCCUGCGUAUGUACAAAGUAGAUGUGAGGUGAAUGCCUCCCAGAUGAGCUUACAUAGUUUGUUGGAUCAUGUUGAUUAUUCUCGGCCGAUAGUCGAGAGUUCUAGACAGUCUUCGGCAUUCGAUGGUGAUAUUAUCUUUAGGAUGUCAGGAGCGACCGAUGCCAGCGCUGAGGGAGGGGUUAUAUCAAACUCAGCUGAAAAUCCGUUCCGAGAUCCAGUUCAAAACGACGAGGAUCUCUUGAAUGAUGUUUCUCCCGUGCUGAUUAUGCUUCAACGGGCCACGAAUGGUAAAACCUAG
This is a messenger RNA of Marasmius oreades (fairy-ring Marasmius), 2526 nucleotides long. RefSeq lists its product as uncharacterized. The record is from RefSeq and is a predicted model, not a curated record. The transcript has 4 exons. Lineage: Eukaryota; Fungi; Basidiomycota; Agaricomycetes; Agaricales; Marasmiaceae. Bases 1 to 2526 code for a protein of 841 amino acids.